Thyridium curvatum is the source of this 366-nucleotide messenger RNA. RefSeq lists its product as uncharacterized. Lineage: Eukaryota; Fungi; Ascomycota; Sordariomycetes; Thyridiales; Thyridiaceae. The transcript has a single exon. The coding region runs from base 1 to 366 and encodes 121 amino acids. The record is from RefSeq and is a predicted model, not a curated record.
AUGACUACGAAAAUCCUCAAUCAGACCUGGUUCGACCGUCUCCGCACUCAGUACGAGAAAGACUCUCAAGACGACACCAUCGUCUUCCCCCUGACCUACAUCCUGUACUCCAACCACUGGAAGCAAGACCUCUCGUACGAGGUCAAGCACAGGAUCACUCUCACCGACUUUCUCAAGUCUCUCGGCGGCUUCCGCAUCGACCUCGCACGCACCGCAGACGGUCUUCCCUUUUUCGAGGACCAGAACCUCAAAAUCAAGGCCGCGCAGUAUCCCAAGCCAAAGCCAUCCGAGAUUCAUUGGAUCACAGAUCCGGCAUCUGAGCCUGACAGCGAAGAAGAGCAGCAAGCAAAGUCCAAGGCCAAGUAA